AUGGAGUCUGAGCUCUCCCCCAAGUUCGCCCCCUUCAUCGGGAUGGCCGGCAUCGCCGCCGCCAUGGUCUUUGGCUGCAUCGGAGCCGCCUACGGCACCGCCAAGUCGGGCAUUGGCAUCGCGGGUGUAGGAACGUUCCGACCGGACCUCAUCAUGAAGUGCCUGAUCCCCGUCGUCAUGUCCGGUAUCAUCGCCGUGUACUCGCUCGUCAUCUCCGUCCUCAUCGCCCAGGACCUGAAUCCCCCGGACAAGGAAAGCUACUCCCUCUUCUCCGGCUUCCUGCAUCUCGCAUGCGGCAUUUCCGUCGGCAUGACUGGCCUCGCGGCUGGCUACUGCAUCGGCAUCGUCGGUGAAAACGGCGUCCGCGCAUACAUGGAGCAGUCGAGGAUCUUUGUCGGCAUGGUGCUGAUCCUCAUUUUCGGCGAGGUUCUGGGUCUCUACGGCCUCAUUGUCGCCCUGCUCCUCAACACGCGCGCCAAGGGCUGA
Purpureocillium lilacinum is the source of this 486-nucleotide messenger RNA. Its product is annotated as v-type proton ATPase 16 kDa proteolipid subunit 2. Gene Ontology annotation, biological process: proton transmembrane transport. Lineage: Eukaryota; Fungi; Ascomycota; Sordariomycetes; Hypocreales; Ophiocordycipitaceae. Gene Ontology annotation, cellular component: membrane; proton-transporting V-type ATPase, V0 domain. The record is from RefSeq and is a predicted model, not a curated record. Gene Ontology annotation, molecular function: proton-transporting ATPase activity, rotational mechanism.